Brienomyrus brachyistius is the source of this 2547-nucleotide messenger RNA. RefSeq names its product coiled-coil domain containing 3b (gene ccdc3b). Gene Ontology annotation, biological process: negative regulation of gene expression. The record is from RefSeq and is a predicted model, not a curated record. Gene Ontology annotation, cellular component: extracellular region. NCBI's taxonomy places the organism in Eukaryota, Metazoa, Chordata, Actinopteri, Osteoglossiformes, Mormyridae. The transcript has 3 exons. The coding region runs from base 368 to 1195 and encodes 275 amino acids.
GUCGCAGAGAAGCCGAACGGAGCAAGGAGGGGAUCUGAGGGUCGGGUGGAAACUCACUCAGACACAGCAAACUAAAUGCGCACAUACAGUAGUCGACGACUGUGGGACUAGUAACCCAUCAUUAUUUGAUCUGCAGACUGAACAAAGGGAACUCACGGCGACUUUUGAGUACUGUGUCGACUAGUUAAGUUUGCGCAUUCUUCGAUAUUAAAAUGCUUUAGGAUUUUGAAAUUUUUCUUCAAUUGACCCAGUAUCAGGAAAGUAUCACUAAGUCCCGCUCAAGACCCAUAUAUAUUUUUCUUUUUUUUAAAUUUUACUUUAAUAUUUAUACAUUUAUUUAUUUAUUUAUUUUUUGUUUUUGCUUGCGAUGCUCGGCACCUUUGCAUUACUAUUGAUCACCUGUGCGGGGGGCAUUUUAGGAUGCCAGCUUCCCCAUGACUGGAGACCCCAGACUGAAGCAUGCCGCGCAGAGCUGGCGGAGAUCAUCGUCUAUGCCAGGGUACUCGCACUGCACAGGGACUCAUACAGCGUUUAUAACUACUUGCCCUGGCAGUACGACACGGAACUAUUCUUCUCCGCCGAGAUCGAGCUUCUGUGCGAUCAAGCAUGGGGCAGCAUGCUGGAAGUCCCCGCUGGAUCCAGGUUCAAUGUCACCGGACUCGGAUACUUUCCCUGCUAUUCAUACAGCGUCACGGAAAACAAUGCCUACUAUUUCUUCUUAAGAAUGGAUGAGAACUUCAGCAUCAUGCCCCAUGGCGUGAACUUCCAAGAUCCCAUCUUCCCAGACACACCGGAGAACCACCGCAUUUUCGCAAGCCUCUUCCAGUUUGCUAACUGUACUGCCGGCACCCAGGUUCACACCUAUACCCCCGAAUGGGAGGCUCAGGAGGACAGCCGGCUGAUGUGUUCGACAGUGCAGAAAGCCUUGUUUGAGGAAGAGGAGAAGGUGAAGACACUUUCACAAAAGGUGCGUUUCCUGGAAAAGACCAACAACCACCUGAGAGACAAGGUGAAAAACAUGAAACGGUUGCUGCGUCAAGCCAAGCGUGAGACAAAGGAGCAGACGCACCUCCUCAAGCAGAUUCACGAGCCCCAGGUUGCAGACAAUGGCCAUCAACACCACCCCCAGCAGGAAACCACCCACAACCAAGACAAAACCCUCAAGAAGGUCCUCACUAAAAAGCUGAAGGACUAAACUAAGUUUGCUGUGUUGGAACAAUCGAAAAAUAUGCUGUUUAUACCUAGCAACAAAUUAGCAGGGGGCACAGAACUACGUACCAUGUCAUAAUCUAGAUCAGGUUUGCCCACUUAUUUUUGCUUGGCACAUAGUGAGAGGAACAUAUUUCUAAGCAAGUCAAAGUAAGUUGCUUUUUUGAAGUGUUGACACAAAGUUUUGAGGUACAGAAUCUGAAACAGACAUUCUCAAAAUUCCAGGCAAAAACAGUCGUCAUUGUCCAUCCCACUGUGAAAUAUUUACAGAUAGUCAUCUUUGUGUGCUGAUAUAUUUAGAGAUUUUUGGUAGCCGACUGUGUAACUUUACGUGUAAACUCUGUAUCCUCUGCUUUAGAGCAAACGCCCAGACCUUACAGCUUUGUAGUACAACCAAAAAUUAUUUUAAACACAUUCUUAAGGGCACUUUAGCUCAGACUGAAAGCAGUUUCCAUCUGCUUUCUAAGCAAAGUCUAUUCUCCAUGCCUCAUUUUGACACAGCGGUAACCUACAGCAGCCUUUAUUAGUCUUGUUGCAUGGGAAUGCUGUAAUCAGCCCACACCAAUUUUCCUCGUCUCUGUUACCGGGAGCAACAGCCAAAUCUCACCUGCCCCCCACCAACCUUUCUGGCUUGGCCCCAUUAGCAGUCAGCAAACCGCUCUCAUGUAAUCAACGUGGCUGGAGUGUCAGCCGUACAGCUUCUGUCAGCAGGGGGCUCCACCGGUUCCUGAGCCGGUCAGGUUUGUAGUGAUGUCUAGGCCGCUGACAUGUACAGCUCCUAUGGCUGCCGAGCCCCGACAGUGCAGCUCUCACCACGGAGACAUACGUCACCUGGACUCUUGCCCUUUCUGUUUCCUGUCUGCCUACAAACACACCAACAUGAAAUGGUUCUUCAGAAAAAAUGUAAAUGCUUCAUUUCGUAAUGUAUAAUUUGUCUUUUCUCUUCCUUACUAAUUCUGUUGUCUGUUCUGUCGAUUUAUGUAUGCAUAUUUUGAAUUGAAAAAAUAUAACAGUUUUUCCCUUUAAAACCAGGGUGCUGUGCACUCCUUUAGAAAUGCAGCCAUUUGUCAUGAUAAUCUUGUCUUGAAAGAUAAUCUUUAGCUUUUUAAGCUUUAAGACUGAUACUAAGAUGAGACCAGCUUAGUACAACGAGCAUUUGGUGCAGUGCAGUGAUUUAUUUAAAAUAAUGAUAUUCAGACACAGUAACAUGGUCCUCUUAAUGGAAGUUUUAUAUUUUAAACAGUGUUUUCAUGCUUUCAUGCUAUCAUUUUAUAAUGUAAACAGUACUCAUUUCACAUGUAUUAAGGGUCAAAAUAAAUUUUCCUUUUAUAAAUACCA